This is a messenger RNA of Pimephales promelas (fathead minnow), 1164 nucleotides long. Lineage: Eukaryota; Metazoa; Chordata; Actinopteri; Cypriniformes; Leuciscidae. The record is from RefSeq and is a predicted model, not a curated record.
GGAGUUAUGGAAACUGUGGGUCUGGCCCCUGAGGGGGCACAGUACCUAGAGGCCGGCCUGUCAGCUGGAGUAGUGGAGACCAUACUCAGCUCUAGAGCUCCCUCCACGAGGAAACUGUAUGGUUUAAAGUGGAAUGUGUUUAUUGAUUGGUGUAGGAGGCGUGAGGUUGACCCAGUUAACUGCCCAGUGGCUUCAGUGCUGGAGUUCCUCCAAGAUCGCUUCUCCUCUGGUCUUACCCCGUCCACGCUCAAGGUGUACGUGGCUGCCAUUGCGGCUUUCCACGCUCCGUUGGGUGAUGGGUCUCUGGGGAGACACCAAUUGAUCGUACGUUUCCUCCGUGGAGCUUGGAGGAUGAGACCUGCGGCUCGUACCAGGGUUCCCUCUUGGGACCUGGCAGUAGUUCUAGAAGGAUUGGCUGAGGCCCCCUUCGAGCCACUGGAGUCGGCUGAGGCCAAGAACCUAACGCUGAAGGUCGCUUUUCUGUUGGCCAUCACUUCUCUGAGGAGGGUGGGAGAUCUUCAGGCGCUCUCCAUAUCUAACGAGUGCCUGGAGUUUGCUCCAGGCAACAUUAAGGCCAUCCUUCACCCUAGGCCUGGCUAUCUGCCUAAGGUGCCAUCUAAUGUGGCACGGCCUACGGUUCUGCAGGCAUUUCAUCCCCCACCUCACCUGACGGCGGAUGAGGAGAGACUUCAUAGGCUCUGCCCUGUCAGAGCACUGGGGAUAUAUAUUCAGAGGUCCUCUUCAUGGCAGAAGGCGGACCAGUUGCUGGUAUGUUUCGGGUCGCCCAAAAAGGGGUUUCCGGCCUCAAAACAAACCAUCAGCAACUGGAUUGUCAAUGCGAUUUCCACAGCUUAUCAGGUGCGCGGUAUGCCUUCACCUUUGGCUGUGAGGGCCCAUUCCACUAGAGGCAUAGCAUCCUCUAGGGCCCUUCUCGCAGGGGCCCCCAUCCAGGAAGUCUGCGAUGCAGCUGGAUGGGCUACCCCACAUACCUUCAUUAGGUUUUACAGCUUAGACAUUCCGUCGACACCCGGCUCUCUUGUGCUCGCGUCCUGAGUGUGCCUGUGAGCAGCUUCACACCAGGACAGGCAGGGCGCGUUGUGGCGUAGUGGGUACUCGUUCCCCCAAAGUGUCACUUGGACGCAGUUCGAGUUCCCUCGAUAGGGA